Populus nigra (black poplar) is the source of this 759-nucleotide messenger RNA. RefSeq lists its product as uncharacterized. Bases 1 to 759 code for a protein of 252 amino acids. The transcript is spliced from 2 exons. The record is from RefSeq and is a predicted model, not a curated record. NCBI's taxonomy places the organism in Eukaryota, Viridiplantae, Streptophyta, Magnoliopsida, Malpighiales, Salicaceae.
AUGGAUGACAUUUUGAUAACCGGGAACAACAUUGAAUCCAUCAAAGGUUUAAAGCAGUUCCUUCAUACUCGUUUCCGCAUCAAAGACCUUGGUGAUUUGAAAUUCUUCUUAGGCAUUGAAAUAGCCCGUUCCAAGAAAGGCAUUUAUAUUUCCCAGCGCAAAUAUGCUUUGGAAAUUAUCAAAGACAGUGGAUACUUGGGUGACAAACCAGUUGAGUUUCCUAUGGAAGAAUGCAGACUUUCAAAUACAGGAGAAUUGCUCAAAGAUCCUUGUAUAUACCAACGUCUGGUUGGUCGAUUAAUUUACUUAACCAUCACUAGACCUGAUAUCACAUAUUCAGUUCAUAUUCUCAGCCGAUUCAUGCAUGAACCACGUCAACCUCACAUGGCAGCUGCUCUUCGAGUUGUUCGUUAUUUAAAAUCAGCUCCCGGUCAAGGUUUGCUUCUUCAUUCAAAUAACUCAUUACACUUAACGGCAUUUUGUGACUCUGAUUGGGUGGGUUGUCCUAUCACUCGUCGCUCCACCACUGGGUAUUGUGUAUUCCUUGGAAAAUCUUUAAUUUCAUGGAGAACAAAAAGGCAAAAGACAGUUUCUUUAUCAAGUGCGGAAGCUGAAUAUAGAGCGAUGGCAGGUGAAAUUGCUACUCAAUACGUGAUUUCUUCACAACAAUUAGCAGAUGUGUUUACAAAAGCUUUGGGAGAGAAGUUCAAACAGCUCAUGUGCAAGUUGGGAGUUAUUGAUAUUCACUCUCCAACUUGA